UUUUUUCCGCGAAAGUUUGCGGUGUCCCCGCCCCGGGGCGGCCGUCGGCCGGGCCUGGGCGCGCGCGGCGCGGGGUGCAGCUCGGCGGCGCCUCCAGGGGCAUGCCCACGCUGGAGCCCGUGAGCCGGGGGGCCGCUGCCCGGCCAUGGCGCGGCCUCUGAGCGACCGGACCGCCGCCCCCGUGCUGCCGGGCGCCGGGGCGCCGCUGGGGCUGCGCGGCCUCCUGCAGGGCCCCGGCAAGCCCCGGGAGCCGGCCGGCUGUCUCCUGAAGGAAAGGGAGCGCAAGGCGGCCCCGCCGGGCGCCCCGGGCCUGGAGCCGGCACCGGCGGCGGCAGCAGCAGCGGCGGGGGCCCCGGCCGAGGCGGCCGUGCUGGGCGGCGGAGGAUCCCCGCGGGGCCGCCCGGGGCCCGCGGCCGGCCCGAGCCUGCUGGCGCCGCUGCUGUGGGAGCGCACGCUGCCCUUCGGCGACGUGGAGUACGUGGACCUGGACGCGUUCCUGCUGGAGCACGGGCUGCCGCCCAGCCCGCCGGCCCCCGCAGCCUCCCCGGGGCCCGGCUCGUGCGGCUCGGCUUCCCCGCGCUCCUCGCCGCGACGCGCCCCCGCCGGCGGCCAGCGCGCAGGCCUGACCUCUCGGGACACACCCAGCCCUGUGGACCCAGACACGGUGGAGGUACUGAUGACCUUUGACCCCGACCCAACUGACCUGGCCUUGUCAAGUAUCCCCGGCCAUGAGACCUUUGACCCCCGGAGGCACCGCUUCUCCGAGGAGGAACUGAAGCCGCAGCCAAUCAUGAAGAAGGCGCGGAAGAUCCAGGUGCCAGAGGAGCAGAAGGACGAGAAGUACUGGAGCCGAAGGUACAAGAACAACGAGGCGGCCAAGCGGUCCCGCGAUGCCCGGCGGCUCAAGGAGAACCAGAUCUCGGUGCGGGCGGCCUUCCUGGAGAAGGAGAACGCCCUGCUGCGCCAGGAGGUGGUGGCUGUGCGCCAGGAGCUGUCCCACUACCGCGCAGUGCUGUCCCGCUACCAGGCGCAGCACGGGGCCCUGUGACCC
This is a messenger RNA of Ochotona princeps (American pika), 1051 nucleotides long. RefSeq names its product D-box binding PAR bZIP transcription factor (gene DBP). Gene Ontology annotation, biological process: regulation of transcription by RNA polymerase II. Lineage: Eukaryota; Metazoa; Chordata; Mammalia; Lagomorpha; Ochotonidae. The record is from RefSeq and is a predicted model, not a curated record. Gene Ontology annotation, molecular function: DNA-binding transcription factor activity, RNA polymerase II-specific; RNA polymerase II cis-regulatory region sequence-specific DNA binding. Bases 146 to 1048 code for a protein of 300 amino acids. Gene Ontology annotation, cellular component: nucleus. The transcript is spliced from 4 exons.